This is a messenger RNA of Chilo suppressalis (striped riceborer), 1819 nucleotides long. The record is from the annotation of a GenBank genome assembly. Lineage: Eukaryota; Metazoa; Arthropoda; Insecta; Lepidoptera; Crambidae.
CAAAUUUCUCGAAUAAAAGUACGGUAUAACCACCAUAGUUGUGCUACCUCAAUAUUUGUAAUUUUUUGUUUACUAGCACUUAUUAAUCGUAUGCUUCCCGGUAAUCAAGUACAAUAUGGUUCGAACAGUAUAUUCACCGGAAUAUUGCUUGCAAUAUCUGGAGCAGUAUGCUUCUAAAGAAAUCUUUGGAAUAGGUUUAAUAUUAGGACAAACUACAGCUGCAAAAGAAAAUGUUAUCCAUUUGGCACGUACACCUGAGGAAAAAAGCCCAGACAGUGGUUCAGAAUCUAGUUAUGUUUCUGAUAAAACUGAAAUUGUGAAGAAUCUACUCAGUGUAUCAGAGGCUUGGGUUGCAGAUCAUGCAAAACAUGUUACAAGAAUGUUACCAGGGGGUAUGUUUGUUCAAGGAAUAUUUGUAACCAGUGAUGAAGAUAUAUUUGAGGAUCCUAAUCAAUUUAGUAAAGUAAAAGAGAUUUUAUAUUACAUUUAUAAGGUAUUGAAUGUAAAUCAGUAUAUGUAUGGGAACUGCCCAUAUACAAAUGAAAGGCUUGUCCUUCAUAUGUCAACCAAUACAAAAGUGUUGACUUGUAAAUCUGUAGAGGUUGGCGCCACAAACAAAAGUACUGUGAUAAAGCCAGUGGAGUGGAAAUUUGUACCAAAAGUGCAACAGUGGCAGCGAUUAGACUGCUAUUAUGAAUUUGAUGAAGUAUAUCCUGUAAUAGUAAAGAAAAGUGGCAUAUCGGUCAAACAUCAAUUUCAGCAAAUAUUAGAGUCUUCACAUAAGACUAUAGAAUCAAGUGUUAUGUUCAUUGAUGGGGAGUUGAAGGAUGGAAAUGAAGCUAUAGAGCAACUUAUUAAAAAGAAGAAAACAAAAACUAAUUCCAAGAUUGCUCAGCAAGAUGUGCCCAAAUCUAUGCAUGUCUCAUUAUUUGUACCAUUUGAGAAUACUUUACCAGAGACAGUUGAGUAUCUGGAAUGCGAUGGUAGCAUCCACUUCAGUGGUGUUGUGUCAUCUAGUGUUUUCAUUUGUCCAAAAGCCACAAUCAGUGAAUCUAUAGCGGCUGUGAAACAAGAUAUUAUACGGUCCCUUGCAUCAAGAUUUACAAUGCACUGUGAUGCCUUAAUUGAUGAUAAUUUGUUACCUGAAGAGAAAGUUUGCUUUAACGAGCCACCUCGCCGCGUGUUAGUGCCGGUUGGAUCUCUUUACCUCUGCGACUACUUAUUUCCCGGAGAAGCGCCUGCUGAGGCUCUUCUGUCUGUCCGAGAGCUUCUGGACCUGCAGAUAACUGAGGCUGAGGUCAUUAGUGACGUAGAAACACCUGCAGACACUUCAGAGUUCGAUGCUUUAGACAGAGACGCUAGCAGCGAAGAGAUGUUAGCGACCCCCCAAGAGGCCAGCCAGUUUAUGUACAUCACGGGAAUAAGUUUCGCCAUGUUGGUUUUAAUAGUGUCCAUAAUCAUUCACUACUAUGACACAAUCAUGGAGGUUCUCCGCAAACUACUUACCAGAUCUUAGUACAAAAUAGUCCCUUAACAAGACUAGUUAUUUAAAGUUACGGCCAUUUUCAAUUUUUAUUAUAAAUUUACUUAUUAAUUUAUUUGCAUUUUUAUAAGUAAAUGAUUUUCGAAUUAUAAUCAGGUGAAAGUGCAAUAUGUUUAAUGGGUAGGAAAGUCGUUAUUAUGAUCGGAAUUUUGUUUGUUUCAGUAUGUACCUCACACACCUUGAUAAAAAAUGUGUUUAAGUAUAGGUAGCGGCCCGGCAAACGUCUUAAGCAAAACCACAGACAAAUAAACUUGUGCAGUAGACAUUUUUGUAUGU